Molecule: messenger RNA, 215 nt
Organism: Microbotryum saponariae
Lineage: Eukaryota; Fungi; Basidiomycota; Microbotryomycetes; Microbotryales; Microbotryaceae
Source: the annotation of a GenBank genome assembly
AUGGCUCCUACACCGAGUCGCAAGACGCUUUUAUCGGCAUUGCUGCUCGUGGUGAUUGCUCUCGUCAGCUUUUCCCCCGUGGCCCAAGCCGCCAAUGAAGAGGUGAGUGUGCUCGUGCUCGGGGCUUCCACCACGUUCUCGCGUGGCCACAGUGAAUACCCGUAACGUGAUGAGACUGCCAGGCGAUCACGUACACCCUUGUCGACCGUUGCUGA